CUCUCACUCACUCCACUUCAUUUCGGAAACCCUAGAUCUAUCCCUCUCCUCCACACUUCCCGAGAAGCUUCUCUCAAUCUCAAUCCAGCGAAAAUGCGUGAGAUCCUUCACAUCCAGGGCGGCCAGUGCGGCAACCAGAUCGGCGCCAAGUUCUGGGAAGUCGUCUGCGCCGAGCACGGCAUAGAUCCAACCGGCCGUUACACCGGAGACUCGGAUCUCCAGCUCGAGCGCAUCAACGUCUACUACAACGAAGCCAGCUGCGGUAGAUUCGUCCCUCGCGCCGUGCUCAUGGAUCUGGAGCCUGGGACCAUGGACAGUCUCAGAUCUGGACCCUACGGCCAGACCUUCCGUCCUGAUAACUUCGUCUUCGGCCAGUCCGGUGCUGGUAACAACUGGGCGAAGGGACACUACACUGAAGGCGCUGAGCUUAUCGACUCCGUCCUCGACGUUGUUCGUAAAGAAGCCGAGAACUGUGACUGCCUCCAAGGGUUUCAAGUGUGCCAUUCGUUGGGAGGAGGAACUGGAUCUGGGAUGGGGACUUUGUUGAUAUCGAAGAUCAGGGAGGAGUACCCUGACCGCAUGAUGUUGACCUUCUCUGUGUUCCCUUCGCCUAAGGUCUCUGACACUGUCGUUGAGCCUUAUAAUGCUACUUUGUCUGUUCACCAGCUCGUUGAGAAUGCUGAUGAGUGCAUGGUUCUUGACAACGAGGCCUUGUACGAUAUCUGUUUCAGGACUCUCAAACUCACUACCCCUAGCUUUGGUGACUUGAACCAUUUGAUAUCUGCCACAAUGUCUGGUGUCACAUGCUGUCUGAGAUUCCCUGGUCAGCUUAACUCUGACCUCCGUAAGCUUGCUGUCAAUCUGAUCCCAUUCCCUCGUCUUCACUUCUUCAUGGUGGGUUUUGCUCCUCUCACCUCAAGAGGAUCUCAGCAGUACCGUUCCCUCACUGUCCCUGAACUCACCCAGCAAAUGUGGGACUCCAAGAACAUGAUGUGUGCUGCUGACCCAAGGCACGGGCGUUACCUCACAGCCUCCGCCAUGUUCCGUGGCAAGAUGAGCACAAAGGAAGUCGACGAGCAGAUGCUGAACGUGCAGAACAAGAACUCUUCCUACUUUGUUGAGUGGAUCCCCAACAAUGUGAAAUCAACAGUCUGUGACAUCCCUCCUACCGGUUUGAAGAUGGCAUCCACUUUCAUUGGGAACUCAACAUCGAUCCAAGAGAUGUUCAGGCGUGUGAGUGAGCAGUUCACAGCUAUGUUCAGGAGGAAGGCUUUCUUGCAUUGGUACACAGGUGAAGGAAUGGACGAGAUGGAGUUCACAGAAGCAGAGAGCAACAUGAACGAUCUUGUCUCAGAGUACCAGCAAUACCAAGACGCAACUGCAGAUGAAGAAGGUGAGUACGAGGAUGAGGAAGAAGGAGAUUACCAACAGGAGGAGGAGUACUGAGAGUAAGUGUGUACCUACCCUCUUCUCAACCAAUUUAGUCAUUCGUUUUCUCUCUUUUCUGUUUUGUUCUUUUUAAAAAGGAAACCUCAACUACCAGUUGCAGGUUUUUUUUAUGCUUGUAUUGACAAACUCUGGAUCUUGUUGACUUAUUAUGGUGUGUUGUUUGUGUACUUUUAGUUCUUAAAUUUGGUUCGGUUUUUUCCA
Molecule: messenger RNA, 1650 nt
Organism: Raphanus sativus (radish)
Lineage: Eukaryota; Viridiplantae; Streptophyta; Magnoliopsida; Brassicales; Brassicaceae
Product: tubulin beta-2 chain
Exons: 3
Coding region: 94-1446 (450 amino acids)
Biological process (GO): mitotic cell cycle; microtubule cytoskeleton organization
Cellular component (GO): microtubule; cytoplasm
Molecular function (GO): GTPase activity; GTP binding; structural constituent of cytoskeleton
Source: RefSeq, a predicted model, not a curated record